AUGGAAGAUCCGAAGCCGAACAUAAACCUUCCCGGCAUAGGCCUUCCCCAAGCGCUCCAUGUAACGGAGUUGUUGAAUCCGAUGCCGAUAUUCGAUCCACCAAGAUCUAUAAAUACAAGUGUACUUCAUCCAGCCCUCCAAACAGAACCGCCGCGGUCUAUGAUCAUCCAGAAUGAUCCUGAGUUUCUACGGAACCCAGAAAACACGAGGUUAAAUUCGCAGCCCCUCAACGUUCCAAUGGCUGUCUCAGAUCGAAGACCUCUAGUAACGCACCCAAUCCCUGGCGCCCGAAUAGGGACCCUGCAUCAACUACAUGCAGAUCCAUUUGCUGCGCCUCCUUGUGCAGAAUCGACGAGACCAGAUCCAGUUUCGGCCCCAAGGCCCUCAGAUCCUGUUUCGCAACAACCGCGACCAGAAUUGAAUCCUUCACAUCCUAUCUGUCAUCCUAAUUCGGAUCCUCGUGCAUCAUUCCAACCACAGUGUACACAGUCUAAUCAUCAAGGUUCUGAGCGAUCCAACCAAAACGAUCGAGACGAAGAACAUUAUGAUCCGUGUCCGCUUACCCGCAAACAAUUAGCCGCUCGUCAAGCAAUUUCGAGAGACUUGCCGAUGUUCUCUGGGAACCCUGAGGAAUGGCCUCUUUUCCUCUCCACCUUCAACAGUACGACAAUGAUGUGUGGGUUUACCGACGAGGAGAACAUAGUUCGCCUGCAGCGGAGCUUAAAAGGUCGAGCAUACGAAGCGGUAAAAUGCCGACUAAUGCAUCCCUCCAAUGUGACCGGAGUAAUAUCGACGCUCAAGAUGUUGUUCGGACAACCUGAGGUUAUUAUUAGUUCGCUGAUUAGAAAGAUCAAUUCCCUUCCACCACUGAAGGAGGAUAAAUUAGAAACGCUCGUAGACUUUGCUGUUCACGUAGAAAAUUUUUGUGCGACAGUAGACGCGUGUGGACUGGAGGAAUACUUCUAUAAUGUAACAUUUCUCCAUCAACUCGUCAGCAAACUACCACCUGCUAUCAAAUUAAAUUGGGCACAACAUAGGCAAACGCUUCCCAUGAUCAACUUACCAUCGUUUAGCAGCUGGCUGUAUACGUUAGCGGAAGCCGCUAGCGCCGUAAUUAUCCCCAAUGUCACUUCUGAUCCAACACCCGUUCGGAAUGAGACUCGUGGUAGUAAAAAAUGGAAUUCCUACGUCAACGCACACUCGGAAGAAACUUCAUCAAAUUAUCAUAACACUCCAUCAUACAAACCAAAUGCACUCAACGAUGUCUGUCCAGUAUGCAAAGGAACCUGCAAAUGGAUUGCCAAAUGCAAGCAUUUUAUAGAGUUCUCUCGUGAUGCACGUUGGGCUACAGUCCGAGACCUCGGACUCUGUCGGAGGUGCUUACGUCGACAUAAUGGUGGAUGUCAAGCUAAACUCUGCGGAAAAAACGGAUGCGAGUUAAAACAUCAUGAGCUGCUACAUAACGACCAGAAAAACGCGUCGUCAUCCUCCACUAAGCCAGUAGCAGCUUCUGCAAAUAAACCUACGAUGGUUCAGCGCAAUAAUCCAUCUUCUCCAGGAACGAGUACAUCUGAACACGGAUGCCACACUCAUCAGGUAACAUCCAGCCGAAUUCUAUUCCGCUACAUACCGAUAGUUGUUCAAGGAAAGCACGGUUUAAUAACGACAUUUGCCUUUUUGGAUGAUGGUUCGGCGCUCACACUUCUCGAUAAUGAUUUAGCUGAUGAACUGAUGCUCGAAGGAGAGAAAAAACCGUUGUGUUUACAAUGGACUGGCGGGGCACAGAGACGAGAAGACAAUUCAAGAUCCGUCAGUCUUACUGUAGCAGCAGCACACCGUCCAUCCAAGCAGUAUACCUUGAACGGCGUACGCACAGUGGAUGAACUGUUAUUACCACCACAAACGCUUAACGUAGAAGAACUUCGCAAGCGAUGUUCUCAUCUUAAUGAUUUACCAAUUGCCUCAUACGAAGAUGUUCGACCGAGAAUACUGAUUGGAAUGAAGGAUCAGCACCUCAGUCUAGUUCUGAAAAGCCGAGAGGGAACACAAAACCAGCCGAUUGCUGUUAAGACCAGAUUAGGCUGGACAAUCUGCGGAGGAGGGAAUCAGGACGACGCUACCAAUCUAGUGCACUCAAUUUUCCACGUGUGCCCUUGUGAAAAACGAACGGAUGAGGACCUACACAAAGCGAUGAAGGAAUAUUUCGCAAUUGAUAGUUUGGGGGUCGCACAACCAAAAAAAACGCUUCUGUCUGCAGAAGAUGAACGAGCCCAGUUUCUGCUAGAAUCUACGACCGUGCUCAAGGGUGGCCGCUACGAAACCGGCCUAUUAUGGCGCUACGACUCUGUUCGUUUACCAGACAGUCGUUCAAUGGCACUACGCCGACUUCAAUGCCUCAAAACACGAAUGGAUAGAGACCCUCAGCUCGCGGAUGCGCUUAACCAGAAAAUCAGCGAGUUUGUCACAAAAGGAUACGCCAGAAAACUUUCCGAUGAAGAACUGAAACAGCCACUGCAGCGAGUCUGGUAUUUGCCCACUUUCCCCGUUACAAAUAUCAAUAAACCAGGGAAAAUUCGAAUAGUGUGGGACGCUGCUGCCUCCGCUCAUGGAUUCCGGGAAGGACGGAUAGGUCUCACCGGAGAUGUACGUGAGAUGUUUUUGCAAGUUCUUAUGCGUUUAGAAGAUCAGCAUUGCCAACGAUUCUUUUGGUACGAUGAAGAAGGUAAAAUUGUGGUUUACGUGCUGCAGGUGAUGUCCUUUGGCGCCUGUUGCUCCCCUAGCAGUGCCCAAUACGUCAAAAACGUUAAUGCGGAACGCUUUAAAGCAAAUUUUCCAGCGGCAGUAGAAGUGAUACAAAAACGACACUAUGUCGACGAUAUGCUGGUUAGCGUCGAAAGUGAAGAUGAGGCAAUUCGACUUGCCCAACAGGUAAAGAAGGUGCACUCGAAAGGCGGAUUCGAGAUCUGUAACUGGAUCAGCAACUCUAAACGCGUCAUAGCGGCAUUGCAAGUGGAACCAACGAAAGAGAAGAACCUUGACUUAUCUCCAGAACUAGCCACGGAGAAAGUGCUUGGAAUGUGGUGGUGUACUAAAUCGGAUACCUUUCCUUACAAGGUCGGCUGGACUCGCUAUGGACAAGCGCUGCUGGAAGGACAACGGCAUCCCACUAAGAGAGAGAUGCUGCGGGUUCUCAUGUCCAUGUUCGAUCCACUUGGUCUUAUCGCUCACCUCCUCAUGUACUUGAAGGCAUUGCUUCAGGACGUAUGGCGUUCAGGGAUCGGCUGGGAUGACGAAAUUAGCGACUCUCUUUUCGACAAGUGGCAAACCUGGCUGCAAGUCCUCCCGAAAGUUGAAAAAAUUAGCAUUCCGCGGUGCUAUCGCGCACAAGUCACUUCAGACUGCAAAAAUAUCCAGCUGCAUACAUUUGUUGACGCCGGCGACAGCGGGGUUGCUGCGGCUUGUUAUCUGCGUUUCUCCCAGUAUGACAUCGUUGAAUGCAGCUUAGUAGCUGCUAAAACGAGGGUUGCGCCAUUAAAAUACCUUUCAACGCCUAGAUUGGAACUUCAAGCGGCCUUGAUUGGUUCCAGGCUUGCUCGGUCCAUAUCAGGAGCACUAUCGAUCAUCGCCGCUAGUCGCCUUUCGUUGCGUUCCGAGUAA
Molecule: messenger RNA, 3657 nt
Organism: Toxorhynchites rutilus septentrionalis
Lineage: Eukaryota; Metazoa; Arthropoda; Insecta; Diptera; Culicidae
Exons: 3
Coding region: 1-3657 (1218 amino acids)
Source: RefSeq, a predicted model, not a curated record